Closterium sp. Yama58-4 is the source of this 780-nucleotide messenger RNA. The record is from the annotation of a GenBank genome assembly. NCBI's taxonomy places the organism in Eukaryota, Viridiplantae, Streptophyta, Zygnematophyceae, Desmidiales, Closteriaceae.
AUGCUGCCAUGUGGCGCCAGGUGGACGAAUCAGUUGGAGGAGAAGGCAGUGAAGCUGGCGGAGCAGGCAGCGGCGGCGGUGGAGGCAGAGGCAGCCAUGUAUGUGGCGGCUGCGGCUGACUUUGGUGGCAGGGAGGAGGGCGACCUGAGCGACGACGAGCUCAUCGCCUCCGAUGAUGAGGAGCAGAUGGAGGUGGCAUCGAGCAUGGUGGAUCUCAGCGACAUGGAGCGCGCCGUCAUCGAGCGCGAGAUCACCCGCUACCGCGCCAGGCGUGAGGCCAAGCGCGCCUUCUGGGAGCGCGAUGUGCAGCGCGCCAUGGACCGCAACCGCAAGGCCAUGCGUGAAUGGUGGUUGCAGCAGUGGGGGGCGAAGCAGAGGGCCAAUGGGUGGGGCGACAACCCGCCCGUGUGGCGCCUCAAGCUCACCGCGGGCAGCGCGGACACGCCAGGUGGCAGCACGGCAUUGGAGGACGUGGAGGUGGCGGGCAAGGGCGUGACGCUGGGCCUCCUCCCCCAGCCGCAGGACGGCUCGCGACCCAUCGAGCUGCACCUCAAGGGGGUGUCAUUCUCGCAUGCGGUGGUGUAUGGAAAGGACAAGUUCAUGGGGUUCGGCAGCUACAAGCGCGAGUACUUCAUCGCCGACCUGGGCUCCACCACCGGCACCUUCCUCAACGGGAAGCUGCUGGGAGUGAAUGCGCCACGCAAGCUGGCCAAUGGUGACGUCAUCAAGCUGGGGCCUGAGGUUGAGUUGGUGGUGGCUGACCCCUCUCUCUCGCCCUGA